AUGGGGUUUCACGUCCGUUUUGGAGUAGCAGAAGAAGACUUGUUUGACGGCAUCAUUUUGUUCGAAAGUAAGCUCAGUAUUACUGAGGCUGCGUUAGGUCAAGUGGAACGAUAUACUCAGAAUUCAGGCUUGACGGCUAGUCCUGUGGGAAAGAUCAUUGAAACCCCUGAAGGUGCGGCAUUUUUGUUGUCACCUGUGGGGAAACCUCUGCCUCGACCAACAACACGACCUGAAGUACUAAGCCUUUUUAAAUUAUCGAGGCAACUACACAAGAAUGGUCUGGUCCAUGGAGAUCCUCGCGUGCCGAAUGUAAUUCUUGACGGAGAAAAGCUUCUCUGGAUUGAUCUUGUAAAAGUAAUGGAAGCAAGCCCAACUUUGAAACAAAUUGAUGCUGGUAUUCUCACACGAUCCAUCCUCAGUGUUUCUCUGACCACUAUGCUGGACCCGGUGCUGAUGAAGUCAAUUGACUAG
Molecule: messenger RNA, 471 nt
Organism: Plasmopara halstedii
Lineage: Eukaryota; Oomycota; Peronosporomycetes; Peronosporales; Peronosporaceae
Product: crinkler family protein
Exons: 2
Coding region: 1-471 (156 amino acids)
Source: RefSeq, a predicted model, not a curated record